Molecule: messenger RNA, 7579 nt
Organism: Siniperca chuatsi (mandarin fish)
Lineage: Eukaryota; Metazoa; Chordata; Actinopteri; Centrarchiformes; Sinipercidae
Gene: klf13
Product: Kruppel-like factor 13
Exons: 2
Coding region: 560-1342 (260 amino acids)
Biological process (GO): regulation of transcription by RNA polymerase II
Molecular function (GO): DNA-binding transcription factor activity, RNA polymerase II-specific; RNA polymerase II cis-regulatory region sequence-specific DNA binding
Source: RefSeq, a predicted model, not a curated record
UAUUGCAUGUAUUUUUCCCAAAGGUCUCUGCGGUGCAUAACUGUGUGUCCCGUGAGAUCCAUCAUCCGAAUGCAUGGAGGCAACCUGUGGUGAAACUUCCAAGUAACUCGUGUUGUUCGGUGCAUUUGUGGCCAAUGAAUGAGCAGCAGCGCUGACGAUGCUGCCGAGCGCUGCCGGUCGACACGCCCCCAGCAUGGAUACAACGAGCAGGAACAGGCGCUCAGAAGACACACUCACUAUGCUGGAGAGUGUUUGUAGCCGAGAUGGGAGUUAACACAUCCAAGUUUCAAGAGGUCCUGUUACCAGCGUCGUUGCACUAAACAAAGACAUUGGGUUUCUGUUUUGUUUUUUUCCCUCUCGUCUUUGGCUUGUCUGCGUUUUUAUCUGAGGCGUUUCUCUCACAGGAUGUUGAUGAUAUUGGAAAGCCGGUUAAGAUCAUAAAGUCAGUUCUCUCUGAUGAGAACGAACCUCUUCCUCCUCCUCCUCCUCACCACCACCACACAAAGGGAACCACGGAACAAGUACUUUGUUUUUCACACGCCAUCAUUUUACUUUUUGAAUGUCAUUAAGAAGCAGAGGGGGCUGUUUCAAAGACAAAAUGGAUCAUUUUGCAGCAGAGUGCCUUGUUUCAAUGUCCAGUCGUGCAAUUGUUCACGCUCCUAAAGGGAAUAGGGAGAUUAAACCAGAAAUCCCGUCCUCCUCCAAGAACGGAGAGGAAAUUAAAGAGCCUUUGGUGAAAGAUAACUCUUCUAUUUUUGUGGUGGCGCGGAUUCUGGCGGAUUUUAACCAGCAGACUCCCAACAAUGUUGCCGAGCAGGCAAAAAUAAAGGAUGAGAGCAUGCCGAACCUCAUGGAUGAUGGAAACUCUGCCACACCUACCACCAUCUCCGAUCCUUCGCUCAAACAAAGAGGCAAAAGAUCGCGAGGUCGAACUGAGCAAGAGUCCCCUCAGAAAAAGCACAAAUGCGACUAUUCAGGUUGUGAAAAAGUUUAUGGCAAAUCAUCCCACCUCAAAGCCCAUCUAAGGACACAUACAGGAGAACGGCCUUUCCCAUGUACCUGGCCCGACUGCAGUAAGAAGUUCGCCCGCUCCGAUGAGCUGGCCCGCCACUAUCGCACCCACACGGGGGAGAAGAAGUUCGGGUGCCCGCUUUGUGACAAGCGAUUCAUGCGCAGCGACCACCUAAUGAAGCACGCCCGGCGCCACUCAGAUUUCCAGCCCGGUAUGCUGAAGAGGCCCCACGGCGGCAGCAGCGGCAGCACCACACGUCCCAGCUCCCUCAGCGACUACAGCCGCUCGGAUGCCUCCAGCCCCACCCUCAGCCCCGCCAACUCGCCUUAAACUGAAACCCAGUCGCACUUUCUGCCUCUGACCUACGAGGCCUGUGUUUUUGUCAUAACACUUCUGUUGCACAUUUGUCAGCAACCCCCUUUGCUAUUCCUGUGCUUGCUGUGGUGUACCAUACUGUACAUAAUUGCUUAUUGUAGUGCAAUUACUUAUGUGAUCCUAAAAGAAAGUAAUGCCUUUCCCAGAUGGCAAUAUUUACAUUCUGUACCAUAUGUCUGUAUUUUUUUAGCUUCGGAUCAUGGCUAGUUGUCCAAUGUAUGUUCACAGUCAGCUAAACAAGGUAUAGAAGAAAAAAAAACAGACACCCUGACAAGUCUUAUCAAAAUGUUUUGUUUUGUUUCUUUUUUUUUGAACGGGUGAGGAAAAAGGGGUACAUACACACCUCAGGAUUGAAGACAGUUGCUAUUUCUGUAAAACCACAGUACUUAAUAGUACUCACAUUGACUGCACAAUAUACUCAUCACUUUACUCUGAAAUUCAACGGGGGUUGAAUUUUACGCCCUGCUCAGGGAUGGCCUUGUUAGCUUGAAAGAAUGAACACGGUGAAGAGAAACAUACAAUACAUAUAUAGCAGCCUUACACUCAACACAAUUUGCACUCUUUGUUUUUGUUUUGAUUUUUGUUGGUUUUCACGUUCGAGGAAACUAGCCCUACGGUCAUACGGUCAGUCACACACAGAACUCAUGUUCUGCUCUUGCUUGUGUUCUGGGGGUUCAUAUGUAAUGUAAUUGCUGUGUAAUCGAUCCCCAAACCUCCACCUUAGUAAACAAAAUACAUCUGGUCCUCCACCACAACACUGGGUUAAAUACAGUAUGUAGUUCAUUAAACAGCGGCGUGCAGUAUAUACUGUGUAAAUCUGCAUUCUGGGAGGAUUGGGAUUAUAUUGGGUUAACAGUUUUUAUAAAUAUAGUCCGAUACUUAGACCCUUUAAAAAGAGACAGUUAAGUUUCAAAGCAGCUGUUCAUGCUUUUUUUAUAAAGUGCUGUAUCAUCAGCCAGUAUUUCACACAAAAUGGACACAAAGGGACUUUAGUUGAAACAAUGUUUAUCCCUCUUUCAAGCACAUAGGGGAAAGUACCAAAGACAAGAGUGAAUGAAAGCUUUCUAUUCAGUCUUGUAAGCCGCCCUUCAUUGAGGCCUGGGGCUGGUGGUUGGCAGUAUCACAGGUAGAGCCAGACAGCUUGCUCACUUCCCUCCUCCUGGCUUUGCCUUUUGUGGCCUCCCUGGAGGAAACAGCUGCAUCCCACAAGAAGCUAUUCACAGCCCGCGGAAGGAGUGCUAACAUGUCAUUCCUGUGGGAGUCCUCCCUCACCCAUCUGGCUCUACCUGUCCUGUCAGAGAUUGGUGAAGCUCCAAGCCUCCCUAAUUGCAUAAUAUUGCCUAACUUGGGGGUCAAAUAUAGGCCAGAGUGUUGGGCAGAGCUGCGACAUGGCAGAACACAGAGCGAACAAAGCGGCUAUCUGCAAUAGACAGGCGAGAGAGGGCAGGUCCUGAUAAAAGAGGAGAGGUUUAUCAUGAGCUGAGCAGCACAGAGAAGGAGACACCCAGUCGCAGAGACCCCCAUCUCCUCCACCUUCCCCCGACUCCCUCCCUCCAACAGUAGAAACUGUGAGUGGACAAAAUGGCUGUAAUUAGUGGGUUGAUUCAACCUGUAGGGUAAGAGUAGAAAGAAAAGUGUAUGAACAACAGUACUACCUAGACAACGCUAGCAGUGUGGGUGGGAGGUACCCAACUCCAUCAUAAGCACAGGGAGAAAUCCUCUACUACUGCUGGAGAGUCAAAUUUCACAAUGCCAAGGAAAAAUGUUGCUCCAAAUUCACAUCGAUAAACCAGAGCUCUGAAACAGCUGCUUUCAAACUUCUCUCUCGCAACAAGGGGGCUUUUAAACUGUUGUAAAAACAUUUGAACCAAAAUGAACAUAUCAGCGUGCAGUGCUCACCAGCCUCAUGUCAUCCUGCCUGUGAAGCUCAGAUGGCCCGUGAGAAAGCUGACUUGUGUUUCUAGACAGACAUGCCUCAAUAAGUCAGGCAAAAGGCACAGUAAACCUUCCAUGGACAUGGGCACCACUAUCAAAACUGCUGCAGCCCCGCUAGUCUGUGUUAUGCCUACAUUUUCGUUUAAUGCUUCAGCACUACGGCCAGAAAUAGUUUUAUCCGUGUAUGCAGUCCUGUCAGACCCCUCCAGACUGUUGUCAUCAUGUUUUGCAUGUGCUAGCUUCAUCCUACCGAGGACUCGACCGACUUCUGCCCUGUAGUCCCGUGCUUCACACUAUAUGCAUGUUAACAACUGCGCCUUGGAAGCGUAGAGGGUUUUUUGAGGCGGUCUGGCAGGUGUAAGUUCAUGAAUGGCGGGCCUUGUCCCUCGUUCUCCACAGCAGCCAUCUCUCUUUAAAGUUGUGAAGAAUCAGCUCUGUCACAUCCUCCAGAAAGAAAACAUCCCUUAUUUAGAUCGAAUGCAGUAGUUUCCUCUAAAACACCACAUGUUAGAAAAGAUGACACUUUGAAUGCCACUGAUCAGCAGCUCUUAGUGAAAGAAGCACUGAGAGGAUUUUACAUUUACCAUUUCUGAAAAAAGAAACUUUGAUUUUCACAAACAAAUUCUUCAAAUUGCUGUUGAGCAGCUUUUUGUGGUAUCUAUAUCCAUGACUUUUUUUUUUGUUAUUGUUAAUUUUUGACUUGGUUUGUAGUGUAACUUUCUUGCAAAAAAAAAAAAAAAAAAAUCUGAGUAGCUCACCCUCAAGCAGGUUUCAUUAAUCACUUCUUAAUCCAUAAUCUGCACAUUUACCUCAGGGUUGACAUCCGCAAAGCAGAUACGGGACAGUUUGUGGAUUUUUGUUGUAACAUCAGUUGCUGCACAAACGGUGUUCCUGGGUGCUUAGUGCUCACUGCUGGUCAGUGUCCGACCACACUGGAAACAGGAAUGCCUCCGUACGGGCCCAGCUCCUGCCUAUAAUGUCUUCAUAACAUCCUACAGUCCUGCUAUAUGCCUUUGUAAGCACUGGGCACUCUGGAGCUGUUGAAAUGCCCCUUUAAACACCUUUGACCCUUAGUGUCAGUGGACUUACAGUAGGCGACAGGAAGCUCCUACCAUCUGAAAAUACACCCACUGUGACAGUGUAAACAUCCGAGUCUAUCCAUCCAUCCAGACUGCACCAGUGACAUAUAGGCCUCCACAGGCAGAGUGUCUCAUAACUUAUAUUCUCACUGUACCAAAUCUACUUGAAUAAUUCAACACAAAAGGCCAUUGAACACAGUUUUAUACAUGUCCAUUUUUACUGUACUUGCUUUUGUUGUCAUAUAAUUAUUAACCUCUCUGGAGAAAGGUGUAUAGUUUGAUUUAUUUGGGUUUUUUUUCUAGAUUUUCAAUUGUCUUCAGGUCAUUUCAGCAACUCUUUGGGGUUUAUCACAGCAUUACGGUUGACUGUUUUUGUCGGACUGUUUAAAGGCACCGCAUUUUGUGAAAAAGAAUUUCAGCCCCAUUAAUGGGGUUCACCCCUUUAAUCAGAAACACUUAAUACUCUGUUGAUGUCAGGAUGCAGGUUAUUCCACUUAGCCUGUUAUCCAAAAAAUCCUCCAAGUCAGAGAAUGAACAGAUUGUUUCGGGUGAAAAAGAAACUUCCUGACCUCUAUGUACUAUUUCACAUGGAAUUACUAAUUUUCUUUAUUACUUAGAUUCUUUUGAAAGUUUUCCAUAAGAAUAGAGACCACAACAUUGUGAGUUAGCAACGUAGUCAUCAUUUUUAUUAUUGCUUUUUUUGUCUCAUAUGAAAUGUUUAAGCUUGUAUAUUUUUCAAAAAAAUCAUACCUCUUGAAAUAUUUGUAACCUUCAUAUCUUUUCAAAACAUCCAUCAUGUAGCUUAUGUUUGCUUGAAGAGUAGCACAAAUAAUUGGUGGUUUUAUUUGUCCCUACUUGAAUGAAGAAGAAAAGAAAGAAAGAAACUUUUUUUCUGUAAAGAAAAACAAAACAAAACACUGGGCUACAUUUUAUAUAAUAACCCCAUGUUGUCAGGGUCCUGCACAUCCUUGUAGAUUCAAAAAGUAAUCUUUCCAGGAAAUAAUAAAAUCUUAUUUUUUAUUAUUUUAUGUUACAAAAUAUUUAAAACAUCCAUUCCCUACUGUCUUAGUUAAACAUUUUCUAUGUGUGGGAUGAUGUCAGCUGUAAAUGACUAUGAAACUCCAUUUCAGCCUUUUUUUAAUCCAAUUUUAUGAUUGUAAUCCCUGUAAGAUUACAGAUUUCGACAUCUGUUAUAGAAAAAGGACUUUAAACAACGAUAAAAUGGAAAUACAAGGUUUCUACAAGAUGCUGACAGUGUACCUGUUAAUAUUUUUUUCUGCUAAUUGAUCAAGUGACUUGAUUGUUGCCUAGUAAAGAACUAACUUUAAUCUUAUUUAAAAAGUUAAUAUGAAUUAUGUCAAUAUAUCACUGAUCAGACCGUCUCAACUGAAAUCUUCAUGACUGAUCUCAACGUACAAGCAUGAGCGAUGCAAUUGUGUGCCAAAACUAUAAUGGUAACUUCAUAAAGAUGAUACAAAUGUUGAGGGUAAAAAAAAAACCUAGCUACUAUCAGACAUUUAACAAACCUGUACAGUUUUAUAAAGUGUGACAUGUUUUUAUGUAAUGUACAGUAAUAUUUCUUUUCUGCUUUAUGUAAACAUUUUGAUUGUGUAGCUUUGUUUUCAUUUGGUUCUUAUUUAAUUUUUUUCUUCUUUUUUUGCUGUACAAUACUCAAGCAUUGUACAAUGGCUUAUUAAAAGUAUUUUUGACAUAAACAAUCUUAAAGAUAAUGAGCGCCCAACCAUUCCAAAGGAUUGAAAAUUGCAUUUGCUAUAAAUGUGCUGCUUAUCGACCCAAUGCAUUUUUGUAGGUUAUGAAUAGAAGUCUGUCUUGACUGUGAGGUUUUACACGUUGUGAGUUGUGCACAAGGUACGUUUCUCAUUGUCAACAUUUCCCAGGUUUUAAUCUCUCCUUCUCUGCAGGCUCUUUGUGUAGGCUAAACCAAUUCGAAUGAACAACAUAAAUGCAAUAUUUCAAAGUAUUAUAAUCUAUAAUGUUUAAAAGUUAAGGACAUACAGAGCAUGUCUUCCCCUCAUGACAAAGGCCUGAGGUUUUUCUACGGUGGGGUUAUUGUUUAAGGGGCAGCCAUGAUUGGAGAGUGUGGUUCUUGAGCAGUGAGAAGUAGCUUUGAGUUCUCACAGCUUAUCAGAGGCUCCACAGUUACAAGUUGUUACCAAAGGCUUUGAAGGGAAAGAUGAAUGUUGCAGUAAUGUUGAGCCCAACCCAGUUUGGACCCCUGGGUUCAACUUUCUGUACUGUAGGUGUUGCUCAAUGGAUGUUGUGCUUAAUAUGGACCUUUUUCUACAUCUCAAAUAAGCAACCUCAUUAUUUAAAAAAAAAAUCACUUGAAUGAACAAAACCCAUUUAAUCAUACGAGCAAAUACAUUCUGAAUGAGUAAAAAGACACACAAAAGAGUGAGUAGCAACAUGCAGCAGCAGACUAUAUCUGUCUGUACCCUUCACUGACCAUGUGGUCUUGCUUGACUGCCUGAAGUGACACUGUGUGGCGUUUGCUCUUUACUCUAGAAAUGCACACUGACAAAAAGUCUUCUGCUCAAGUGUUGGACAUGUUUGUCCUGAAAGGGUUUGUCUGUUCAAGGGUUUUCCAGCACACAGUGCUGUGAAUGACCUCCCUUUUUGAUUACAGAGAGAGCCUCUCACCAGCCUUUUGGUUCUGUUUCCUGUACCUGUUUGUCCUCAACGUACCUCCUCAGUGUAAUGUUGCUCUUUUGAUACCUCUGUGUGUUUCUCCUCUGCCCAUCACCAUCAGUUGCCUGUUGUAGUGACUCCAUGGUGCUGCUUCCCCUCUCAGCACCAAUAUAAUCUAAUCUGUAAAUAACUCUCGACUCAGCUAUGGCCAGUACAUUCUCCUAUGACCUCACUCUAACCUUCAGGUGUCAUUUUGUUUUUUCUCUCUCAGCAAACCAAAAUCACUACAUUCAAGUAUUACAGUUGUACAGUUCCUUGGAUUCUACACACAUUCAAUGUGCUGGUCUUAGCUGCUCUGCUGUACCUUUUUAUGGCAUUAUUUUUUACAUGUUAGACAAUAUAUUGUGACCAUGUCCUAUGCAAAUAUGAAAAAUAACAGAUUGUUGAAUAAUGUAUGUUGUCAUAACUUGUAUGCAUGAAAUAGUGAAGUUUACAUUUGGAAAUAAAUUCAUAAAAUAAGCAGCUACAA